This is a messenger RNA of Dama dama (fallow deer), 3047 nucleotides long. RefSeq names its product metaxin 3 (gene MTX3). Lineage: Eukaryota; Metazoa; Chordata; Mammalia; Artiodactyla; Cervidae. Gene Ontology annotation, cellular component: SAM complex. The transcript has 9 exons. Gene Ontology annotation, biological process: mitochondrion organization. The record is from RefSeq and is a predicted model, not a curated record. The coding region runs from base 15 to 827 and encodes 270 amino acids.
UCGGCCCCGGCAAGAUGGCGGCCCCCUUGGAGCUCAGUUGCUGGGGAGGCGGCUGGGGGCUCCCGUCGGUGCACAGCGACUCCCUGGUGGUGAUGGCUUACGCCAAAUUUUCUGGUGCACCCCUGAAAGUCAAUGUCAUAGAUAACACCUGGAGAGGUUCAAGAGGAGAGGUACCAGUUUUGACAACUGAAGACAAUACUAUUUCUCAGCCGGCAAAAAUACUAAACUUUUUAAGAAAACAGAAAUACAAUGCUGAUUAUGAACUUUCAGCAAAACAAGGGGCAGAUACGCUAGCUUACAUUGCUCUCCUUGAAGAGAAGCUUCUUCCUGCAGUGCUUCACACAUUCUGGGUUGAGAGUGACAAUUACUUUACUGUGACAAAGCCAUGGUUUGCUUCACGAAUGCCUUUUCCCUUGAGUUUGAUCCUGCCUGGAAGAAUGUCUAAGGGAGCACUGGAUAGGAUUCUCCUGACCAGGGGAGAGCCUCCCCUCUACCACCUUCGAGAAGUAGAAGCUCAGAUUUACAGAGAUGCGAAGGAGUGCCUAAAUCUUCUGUCAAACAGAUUGGGAACAUCUCAGUUUUUCUUUGGAGAUAUGCCUUCCACUUUGGAUGCCUAUGUGUUUGGUUUUCUCGCACCUCUUUAUAAAGUACGUUUUCCUAAAGUUCAGUUACAAGAACAUUUGAAGCAGCUCUCCAACCUCUGUCGCUUUUGUGAUGACAUCCUAAACAGUUAUUUUAGGGUUAGUCUUGGAGCAUUUUCCUGCGUGAACAGAAAUGAGCAGCAGAUUGAUUUUGGUGAGGUACACUCCCAUGAUUCCACUACUUGAAAACUGCUUGCACCAGACGAGAUGGAUGACAAUCUUCGCCAAAGCCCUCAGCUUCCUCCUCGGAAACUGCCAACACUUAAAUUGACUCCAGCAGAAGAAGAAAGUAAUUCCUUACAACGGCUAUCACCCUGACCAUCAUCAUGCUUUGUGUCCAACGUCAUGUAGUUGUUGCAGCAAUCUCUUACACUAAGUGUGUGAAGGGCAAAAAGAAAAUGCUAAAAAUAGGUAGAAGGAAGACUCUAAAACAAAAGAAACUUUCUGUGACAGCAAUUUUUUUUCAUUAGGAAGCUUCUGUUUUAGCUUGGCAAUGCACUUUAAAUAACAGCGUGAAUGCUAAAUGAACUUGGCAGGGAGGGGGCAGAAAAUACAUUGUACUGUAUAUAAAAACCUGCCUUAACCUUGGCAGAUUUUUGCCUUUGGUUCACUUGUUGCUGGCCCAAAGCUCCACUUCUGUUCUGAAUGUGCACACUUAAUUUAUUCAAGUUAAUUUAUUAAUUUAGUAUCCUUAGACCGGUCUGAAUAUUUAAUAUGUGGCUCUUUGCCUAAGGCCUUUUCUCUUCUGUUUAGAAAUCUGAUGCCUAUUUUAGACACCAGGAAAAAUAUAUUAUUCUAAUAUUCUCUUUAAUAGAAAACCUGUAUUUAAUGUUAAAAAACAACAAGGAAUGUGUUUCUUAAUUAUCUCACAAGUCUAACCUUUGGGGGAGUUAGUACCACACAUGUAAAUAUUAAAGGUGGUAACAUACAAUAUUCGUCUGACUAUAUGCACUUCAAUAUAACAGUAUUUGCUGAUGUGUUCAGUAUAGGUUAGCAAGGGCUGUUUUAAUUUACUGAAGCUUCAGGCCUGUGUAUUUGUUAGUACGUCUUUAAAACUAGUCAUCUCUUUCUUGGGUUGAUUUCAGGAGAGCUGAGUGUUAGCAUCGCUUUUAUGUCAGGCUGUAAGUCUUAUGACACUCACCCAGUUGUCAGACACUACUCAGGAGCAGCCCACCGCCGCAGAACUGGAAGCACCUACUGUGUACCUGGCCCAAGGUCACCGUGCCUGGCUCAGACCAGUGUUCUUUCCUAAGAAACAUCCCAUGUGGUCAGAAGCUUUAUGACAACUAAUUAUUUUCCAUAGAGUUUAACUACAGUUGAAGGAUUCUUUGGAAUAAUCGGAAAUAGAUUUUAAGGAACAUUUUCCAUUUAUUGGUUGCUGAACUAUUAAAAGAUUUGCUGUGUGGGUAAUUAUACUUAGAAUCUUGCUUAUUUUAGUGGCUGAGGUGCUUCUGCCGUCUUAAAACCACUUCUGGGGUUUUUUAAAUACAGGACCAUGUUUUUGAUUAGUGUCUUAAAAGAUUACUAUGGUGCUCAGCAAAUCUUAUGUCAUCCUGCUAAAACCCCCAUGUUAGGAAAACAGGUUUGGAGUCAGCAGACUCGUCUAAUUUGAGCUGAGUGGAGCUCAGCAGUGUUUGACCUGCAUCUUCUCAAUUCGUUCUGUAUUAGGUGGCUCUUUAUAUAGGAGUCUUUAAGUCAUCAUAAACAUUUUUUUCUUGAAAGUUUUAAUGAGAAACAAGGUAAUCUUCAAGGUCUUGGGUGUCUAUUUGGAUACAUUGAGAGAAAGUCACUCAUCUGUUUUACAUUACUUCUGCAACAGGUGGGAGAGUGGGUGGGGGUGGUGGUGUGUGUGUUUUAUGUUAUUAGUCUUCUGUUAGAUUCCAACAGUUGGAAAUCUAUAUGAAUAUUCUAUGUUGGAAAUCAUGACUAUAGGACUUUAUUAUCCUCUGGGAUUAAUGUAUACUGAAGAAGGGUGGUUAGCACAUUAAUCAGACAUCUGUUUAUGCUUUAGUCAGGGUUAGUCAUUUUCAAUUAUGAUUUCAAAAAGCAUUUGAAGUGACUUACAAUUGUUAAACAUAUGUAAAAUAGGACAGUUAAAAUUGGGUUUUGGAAAAAUAAAAAGUUUGUAGGAGAAAGAACUAUACUAACCCAACCCUAACUGUACUAACUCUAAAAUUGAAUGGUAAAUUUAACUCCCAAGUUUCCCCAUGGACAAAAUAAAAGAAUAAUACAGGGUUAUGUAAAGUUUUCUAUCAAUAAAGUGACUGAUGUCCAUGAGUAAGAAAAAUGUGUUUCCAUUUUUAUAAGAAUAUGGGGUAUUGUGUUCUUAUGACACAAAGAUGCAGCCAAUAAGCAUACUGUAAUGUUUGAUGUGUUGAAAGUUGAAUUAAAAGGUAUUCUGGAAUA